GUUUGCCCCUGGCUUUCUGACUGCCCAGCUUGCAGCAUGUAUUUCUGGUGCUAAGAAAAGAUCAUCUGAUGACACUGAGCCUUAAAGCCAGAGAAGGCACCUUGCCCCUUGGAGGCAGCAGAGAUGCAGGAAUCCGGAAGCUUUGCAGUCACAAGAAGAGAAGGUCUUCCCAGCCCCGGGAUCCCAGUCUCCUGUGGGAAGAAGCUCUGUAGCCGUGGGAGCCGAUGCGUGCUCAACAGGGAGACAGGACGGCCUGUGUGCCGCUGUCUGGAGGUGUGCAGGCCCCGCUACAUGCCUGUGUGUGGCUCGGAUGGGCGGCUCUACGAGAACCACUGUGAACUCCGCCGUGCAGCCUGUCUGUUGGGGAAGAGAGUUGUCAGCGUCCAUAGCAAGGACUGCUUCCUCAAAGGUGACAUGUGCACCAUGGCUGGCUACGCUCGCCUCAAGAAUGUCCUCCUAGCACUUCAGAGCCGCAGGCAGCCGCUCCAAGAAGGAGACAACAGGCAGGACCUCGCCUCCCAGAAACGCCUCUUGGUGGAGUGCCUGUUUAAGGACUUGGAUACCGAUGGCAACGGCCACCUCAGCAGCUCAGAACUGGCUCAGCACGUACUAAAGGAACAAGACCUAGAUGGGGACCUUCGGGGAUGCUCACCAGGUGACCUCCUCCAGUUUGAUGACUACAACAGUGAUGGCUCCCUGACCCUCCGAGAGUUCUACACGGCCUUCCAGGUGAUUCAGCUGAGCCUUGCCCCUGAGGACAAGGUUAGUGUGACCACAGUCACUGUAGGGCUGAGCACGGUGCUGACCUGUGCUAUUCGUGGAGACCUGAGGCCACCGAUCAUCUGGAAGCGCAACGGGCUCACCCUUAACUUUCUGGGCCUGGAAGACAUCAAUCAGGACUUCGGAGAGGAUGACUCCCUGUACAUCACCAAGGUGACCACCAUCCACACGGGUAACUACACCUGCCACGCCUUGGGUCACGAGCAGCUGUUCCAGACCCACGUCCUGCAGGUGAAUGUACCACCAGUCAUUCGCGUCUAUCCAGAAACCCAGGCACAAGAGCCUGGGGUGGCGGCCAGCCUGCGAUGCCAUGCUGAGGGCAUUCCCAUGCCCAGAAUCAUUUGGCUGAAAAACGGCAUGGAUGUCUCUGCCCAGACGUCCAAACAGCUCUCCCUCUUAGCCAAUGGGAGCGAACUCCACAUCGGGAGCGUUCGGUAUGAAGACACAGGGGCCUAUACCUGCAUAGCCAAGAAUGAAGUGGGCGUGGAUGAAGAUAUCUCCUCCCUCUUCAUUGAGGACUCAGCUAGGAAGACCCUGGCAAACAUUCUGUGGCGGGAAGAAGGCCUCAGCGUGGGAAACAUGUUCUAUGUCUUUGCUGACGAUGGCAUUGCUGUCAUCCACCCCGUGGACUGUGAGGUCCAGAGGCACCUGAGGCCCACAGAGAGGAUCUUCAUGAGCUAUGAAGAAAUCUGUCCUCCUGGGGAAGAAGAGGCCACCCAGCCAUGCCAGUGGGCAUCUGCGGUCAACGUCAGGAACCGGUACAUCUAUGUGGCCCAGCCAGCUCUGAGCAGGGUUCUUGUGGUCGACGUUCAAGCCCAGAAAGUCCUACAGUCCAUAGGUGUGGACCCUCUGCCAGCUAAGCUGUCCUACGACAAGUCACAUGACCAAGUGUGGGUCCUGAGCUGGGGGAACAUACACAAGACCCAGCCAAGUUUGCAGGUGAUCACAGAAGCCAGCGCCGGCCAGGGCCAGCACCUCAUCCGAACACCAUUUUCGGGGGUGGAUGAUUUCUUCAUUCCUCCAACCAACCUCAUCAUCAACCACAUCAGGUUUGGCUUCAUCUUCAACAAGUCUGACCCCGCCAUCCACAAAGUUGACCUAGAGACACUGAUGCCCCUCAAGACCAUCAGCCUGAAGAAACACGGCUGCAUGCCCCAGGCCAUGGCGCACACCCACCUGGGUGGCUACUUCUUCGUGCAAUGCCGACAGGACUCCGCUACUUCCACCGCUCCACAGCUGCUCAUCGACAGCGUCACAGAUUCAGUGCUGGGCCCUAACACUGAUGUCACAGGCACCCCCCAUGUGUCCCCCGAUGGGCGCUUUAUCAUCAGUGCCUCCGACAACAGUCCCCGGCUGCAUGUGCAGGAGGUCACAGUUCGAGGUGAGAUCCAGACCCUGUAUGACCUGACAGUAAACUCAGGCAUCUCAGACUUGACAUUCCAGUACUCUUUCACUGAAGGCAAUCAGUACAACACCUAUGCUACUCUCGAAAAGGAGCCCGACCUGCUGUUCCUGCAGCUGUCCACAGGGAAGAUGGGAAAGCUGGAGAACUUAAAGGACACUCCCACAGGGCCGACCCGGCCCUGGGGAGGACCCCGCAGAGUCCUGAGGGACAGUGGGUUGUUUGGACAGUACCUCCUCACUCCAAACCAAGAGUCACUGUUCCUGAUCAAUGGGAGACAAAACGCGCUGAGAUGCGAGGUGUCAGGCAUAAAGGGUACAGCCACGGUGGUGUGGGUUGGUGAGGUAUGAAACAGUCAAGCCCAGAGCCCUGCAUCCAGGAGCACCACCUAGUCCUGACACUGCAGCCCCAAGCAGGCACGCUGUACAUUUUCACAGACAAAAAGCCAAACCCUGUAAUUCACUUUGUGGUUCAACAGUGGUCUCCUUGCAAGUUUCCUAGUAUAUGGUAUGAGCUGCUACCAAGAUUGGGGGUUUUUUCGUUCAGAAGUAUGAUUUAACGCCUUGAGCUGUGACAAGAACACAUGCUGCUGUGUAAAGGAAUCAUCUCUGUGCCCGGCUGCACGCCACGUCACCUGGGGACACUUGGGGACACCUCGGAACCAAGGAAUCCCUCUGCCCAGGCUGACGCUUCUGUCGGUUGCCUUCACGUGAUCAUUGUCCUGACCCACCAGCCCCAGCCAGUCUGUGCCCUGAAGCAGUGACCUGGCAGCAGGGCUGAGCAAGACUGUCUGUCUCCAUGGGCUAGCCUUCUGCCCUUGCUGGGGACCUCACUUGCUCCUUCACAGCUCCUGCUUGCUUCCCUUUCCAUCUGACUGAGAGAGAGCCAGUGAGACUUCCUACACCUCGGGAGAUGGGGAAAUCACUCACUUUAUUUUGGAAAAUUUUGAUUAAAACUAAUUUUUUAUAAUCUUAGAUGCUAGGAAGCAGAAAACAUGCUCUCCAAGGCCCAGCUGUGCUCUUCCCUGCCUUUGGGCAAAUCUCUUAGGGUAGGAGGUGGGCAGGGUUACCACCUCACAUCCAUGUGCAGAAAAAAUAGACAUCCAAGAAAUUGUGGCUCUAGACUCCAUUGCCAGCCCUGUGGACUCGAGUGCAGCUCAGGCUACCACAUUACAAACCUGUGCUAGAAUCCCAAGAAAUCAGGACGAGCCCUGCCAGUAUGUUUUUCACUGUAGAAAGGGAUACUUCAUCGGCCAGGCCCCUAUGCCAGCAGAAUUCCCAGGGCAGACAAGGCUUGCCUAGCAAGAUGUAAAUAGCCUUUGGGCUCAAUGCCAAAAGCUGUAGGCUAUGAGUGCCGUCCAUCUGGGUUCCUGGGGCUGUGUUUCUGCGUGGGCACCAGUGGCCCAGCCCCUGCAUCUGCACUCUGAGAGAGUACUUGUCUAUGUUUUCAUACCUAUGUUUCAAUCUACACACUUCUCCAAAAUGCAGAACCAGCAAAGGGCCAGGUCAGUCCCUCCUGUCUCUGCCUACAGUGAGCUCUCAGGUCUGCCAGAAGAUGCACAACACUGUGGGGUCCACCUGUGUCAGAGACUCUUGGCAAGAAAGAAACACUGUGUCCUUUCCCCUUUCCACCAUCCCCUGGGUCUCUUAGAACGCUCUUGUCCAUCUCUCUCAUGUCAGUGGCCAAAACGUACCUGCUUUCUGGCUUGGAUGAUCAUUCUGCAAACCCCACGGAGUUUGGCAACAAGCUGACAAGCGCAGACCACACCACUCUCAAGGCACAUAAGAACGUGUCCCUUCCCUCAUCAGCACCAAGGCCAGCGGUCCCCUCCCAGCUUCUUGCCAGCAGUUCCUCCUCCUCCCACAGUUCCUGUCUUUCAGUCCACUAAAAGCCUGUCCCUUUCAAUCCCAGAGGGAUACUUGCACGUGCACUAUAACAUCCUUAGAGGUCGGGGGGGGGGGUGAUCUCAUCAGCCUAAGGCUCAGAGUCUCAUGAUAACUGGGGUACAUGUGACAUGGUAACACAUCUGCCCCUUUUGUCCUCCUUGGUUCUUGAUAUGGGAAUUCCCAAAAUCUAAUGUUUUCACUAAAAACUUCCAGUGUUCACAAACUUCAUUUUGAAAAGCAGUACCAGCCACAGGUAGCAUUCCCAAGCUCCAAGAAGGAAGAUCUCUCCCCACCCCACCCACUGGAUGCAGUCAAAGGCCAAUCCAGUCCAAACUGGAUUAGAACAAGAGUGCUGGAGUUGACUUGUGCACCAUCUGCUCCUUGGCCACUGCCCCUGUCUCUCACCAUUUGGAAAGUGGAGUCACUAGAGACAGCCAGAGGUGUCCUAUAUGCAAAACACAAAACAGGAAACCACCAGCCUGAAGCCUAGUCCAGAUGUCAGGGGCCUGGCCCAGGAGGUCGUCACAAAAGCAGAAUGAACAGGCUCCCUGGCCAGUACAGGAAGACAGGGGCCCACAGGGAGGCUUUGCCUGACUUUCCCCUUCUCAGUUCAGAGCCAGGAGAGACUGCUGAGCACAGUGCGAAACCACUGGUAGAAGAUGGCAUCACAAGCAGGUGUCCCGUAGCCAGCCCGGCCGGGGAUUAUGCUGAAGAACAUAAUGAACAAAGAUGAAUGGCCAGUGGUCCUCAAGAGGGAUUGGUUCAUCAAGAGAAUCACUAGAGAGCUAUUUACAUAAACUCCAACAGUCAUUUUAUCACACAACUGAUUACCCAAAAAUUCGAUGGUUCCUUUCUUUCCAGAAAACAAAUGCAAAUACCAUAUGCCCGUAGUUUCAUUAAGGCUUUGAAAUGAAAGCUCUGGUUCCCCUUCUCCCCAAGUGGACAGAACCCUGAUAGAAGUCCUAGAUUCCACAGCCCACCCAGCCUCCCCCAGGGAUGGAAGAGAGAGAGAGACUUCCUGUUUCUAGGCAAGCAUGUGACCCUCCCGCCCAAGCAGGUCCAAGAGAGUGCCACCCCCAAUACGGCAAAGGGCAUGAUCCCGACCUCAACAACACUGGUCCAGCCAGCUCUGUCUGGGGCUGGCCCAGGCUACUCUCUUCAGUCCCCAAGCCACACAAAUGUCCUGCUAUCUUCCCUGAAUCCCAUGAGGAAGAUGAAAAGGGACUGGUCUCGACUGGGGUCAAAUACUAAUAGCAAGCAACAGGUUUCUUGACUUAGAGAGUGUGAGCAUCACUAGAGACAGAAGUUCAAUCUCCCCCCUCACCCCCAACUGAGUCAUCUCCCCCUCCACCUGUUCCUCUGUGCGAGAAAGGGCUCCCAAUUGCAGGAAGACACCCUGGAAAGACAGUUUGCAACCCUAAAUAAAGCCACGAGUGGCCUGCUGCCACAGAGCAUGGGAACGUCUAAGUUUUCUUUCAGCAGCCAGGCACUGGCUUUGUAUGGCUACAUCUUCUCGUUUUUUUCUUCUGUUGACCAAUAACCUGUGAACUGAGGGAGAUUUCAGACUGAGAUGCAAAACAGAUUCAUUCUGGAUAUAUUUUUCUACCAGGGCUAAAGUGUUGUGGAUUCAUUUUUCAUGUGUUUCGUUCAAAUACCACAGAUGCUGAACCAUCUUUGCUGUCAAACCUCCAACCCUCCCCUCCAGAAGCAAGCCUCCAAGAGAGAGCUGAUGCCACUCCCCCUCCCUCCUAUGCACCCACCAAUCUACCUCACAUCUUCCAGGCACCCAGCACCCCCAGAAUGCCAGACAGAUGAUGGAAGACGACUAUGGAACUGACUCAGAAGCCCUCAGCCAGCCGCUACCCCUGCUCCCUGUCCCACUCCAUGUGUGAUCAGAACCCAUCCAGACACAACCCUUCGCUGCCUAGGAUCAUACCCCAGAUGCUAGCAUUCAGAUCUCUGGAGUUAAAGACAAAAACUACAGAAAGCUGUCAGGAUGGUCAGGGAAGAGGGUUAGUGUCCUGCAGGAAGAGAGAGGUGACAUGUCAGCCGAGCCUCAUACUAGGGGCAUGGCCCCCAAAUUCCCUUUGUUACCAUGUCAUUUUCCCUCCUCCCUUCUGUGUCCCAGGCCCUCCACUCAAGGGUCACCCCACCACAACCCUCGUCAUCAGCAACAGUGCCCUGCCAUACCAACUUCCUGUGGCCUUUGCCCACGACGCUCUCUUGCUCUGAGGGUUCAAAUGAAAAACCACUCACACACCAGACACUAUUAUUUGCUCCCAGAUCACCAUGGAAGUAAAGCUGUUUGGGUCAAGAGAGUCACUAACUGCCUUGGUUUCUCUCCACAAUCACAGCGCUCAUAAGGCAGAGAUGCUUAAAUUAUACAACAGGAACAAAAUGCACAGGGUGUGACCAUAAGACCCCAAGCAGCAACCCACUUCCUGCUUCCCUUUGCAGCUGCUUCAGGACCUGGGCCUGUGGGCUUGGGCCUCUGCUACCCAGCAGACACCCAGAGAUAAGCAAGCAUCGUCUUAGGCCUCGGUAUUCUCCUUAGGCUCUGAGGGCAUCCAGCUGGAAGUGUAAUUUCACCAAGCACAGUGGAUGACCUUGUGGAAACGGGGGUGGGAGCGAGAAUUAAUUUUCCGAAUUCGUAGGAUGUUUUUGUUUUUUUUUACACAACAUCACGGUUCUUGCAUUCCUUUCUUUCCAAGCUGAACAUGAACAUGGGACGGUCCAUUUCCAUGGGCCACUGCACCUCAGCACCCACCUCAAAGAACAACAGCUUCGUGCCACACCAGCUUCCCAAGGCCUCUGCCCAGAUGCUUCUUGCUUUGGGGCUCAAGUGAGAAUUCACUCAGAUCAGUCACUCAAGACCCAGAGGAUGUGAACCUGCCCUAGAGGCCUCUGCUACACUCCACAAAGCACUGUGGAAUGGCCCCUACACCAAGUGCUGGUGACAUGUGGCUCUGCACAGUUCACCCUCUGAGGAAGGGCAACUAGUGCCUGCCGGUUAUGAGGCCCAAGAGCUCCAAACCGAGGAAGUUCCCUAACCAAACCCUCAUCCACUGUCUAGCAUGCCAUCUUCAGAAGGUGAACAAGCCUGCAGGCCACCCCAGGCCCUCAGUGCCCCCAGGGGUGCUGCCCCCCACGCACACCCUCCCUGCCUGGCUCUGCCCUCUGCCCCUGCCCCAGCCCCAUGGCAUCUGACCUACCUGCCCUCUGCUACUCUGCUUUCUGAAGGCUGUGUGAAAUGCCCCGAAGCAAAACUGGGCAUGAAGUUUUGCUGGAGGGGUAAGCACAACUUUUCAUGCUAUCAUGUAGCCAAUACGACCCUCAAAUGUGGAGCCACACAACACCAUGAAGAGAUUCGUCCUUCCCCACCUCAGAAAACCUUCCCAUCUCUUAUUGAGGCAGGUUUCAUUAUUUUGAGCAGUUGUGUAGACACCAAAAUAUAUUUUCUGUAAUCACCAGUAUUUCUCAAAAGGCCUCCUGUAAUUAUUAUACAUGUGAAUUUUUCCUUAUUUAUAAAAUAUAUACAAAUUAUUUUUAAUACAUCAACUUUAGUAGAAAUUUGUACCAGCACAGUAACAGUAUGUGGCAUUUGGAAUAAGUUUGUGUUUAUUUUGACGUAUGACAUGGUAUUGAACACAGAUGUAUUUGCAGUACCACUUGACAAAAAAAAAAAGA
Molecule: messenger RNA, 7755 nt
Organism: Nannospalax galili (Upper Galilee mountains blind mole rat)
Lineage: Eukaryota; Metazoa; Chordata; Mammalia; Rodentia; Spalacidae
Gene: Fstl4
Product: follistatin like 4
Exons: 15
Coding region: 124-2532 (802 amino acids)
Biological process (GO): cell differentiation; regulation of BMP signaling pathway; axon guidance
Cellular component (GO): plasma membrane; axon
Molecular function (GO): calcium ion binding; cell-cell adhesion mediator activity
Source: RefSeq, a predicted model, not a curated record